Messenger RNA from Rhopalosiphum padi (bird cherry-oat aphid), 671 nucleotides. RefSeq lists its product as uncharacterized. The coding region runs from base 111 to 671 and encodes 186 amino acids. The record is from RefSeq and is a predicted model, not a curated record. NCBI's taxonomy places the organism in Eukaryota, Metazoa, Arthropoda, Insecta, Hemiptera, Aphididae. The transcript is spliced from 12 exons.
CUCACAGCUAUUCGUUUCGAUUGAUUUCGUUAUUUAAAAUAAGUCACAAUUAUUUCUCUAUUUUAUUAAUUCAGUUAUUAAGUAAAAUAAAUUGUUAUUUUAUUGACACCAUGUAUCACAUUUUCCAUGUUUUAUUGGGACUUCUAUGGUUAGGUCUCAAAAUAAUUCACGGAGAAGUAAUUCAAUGUGCAAUUGGUGGAUUAACUGAUGAGGGACUCUGCGACAACUUAAUUGAAGAAAGUGUCUUGCAUAAAUUCUAUAUAGCUAGUUUAUUUAAAGAAAUAAAUAAAAUCCCAAGUAAUAGGUAUGAAGACAUUGAUAGUACGAUUGGAAUUAAAUUUGAAAAUCCUCAUGCUACGUCCACAACAAAUUGUUUUAAAGCCUUGACAUUACGUACACCAAAAGAAGAUCUCUAUACGAUAUUUAGAAAAACUUUAAUUUAUGAUAUCGAUAUUCCAAUCCAAGAAUGUUUAGAUCAAGCUCUUAAAUUAAGAACGGACACGUAUUUAAUUAAGUUUUAUUACAUGUUAUUAUCCCAAAAUAGAAAUAAUGCAAAAUGGACAAUUGAAAGAAAUAUGGUGGUUUUUCAAUCGUACUAUUAUGCAGCGAGUACCCAUUAUUUUUUUAAGGAAUAUAAGUUAGCAAUGGCCGUGAUCAACUCUGGUGAAUAA